Cryptomeria japonica (Japanese cedar) is the source of this 729-nucleotide messenger RNA. Its product is annotated as putative anthocyanidin reductase. Gene Ontology annotation, molecular function: oxidoreductase activity, acting on the CH-OH group of donors, NAD or NADP as acceptor. Lineage: Eukaryota; Viridiplantae; Streptophyta; Pinopsida; Cupressales; Cupressaceae. The transcript has 5 exons. Bases 1 to 729 code for a protein of 242 amino acids. The record is from RefSeq and is a predicted model, not a curated record.
AUGGCAGCUUUGAUUCCGCUGUUGAAGGCUGCGAUUUCGUCAUCAACUUGGCCACUUGUCUGGGUAACCAGGUCGAUUGACGGAACGCUGGGAAUUCUAAGAUCUUGCAAGAAAGCAAAAACUGUGAAGCGAGUAAUCCAUACAUCUGCCAUCGUCGCAGCUUAUCCUAUUAAUGAACACGGACAACUUAAGGAGGUUCUUGAUGAAUCCUGUUGGACUCCUAUUGAUUAUAUCAAAGGCAAAGACGGCUUUUUUGGAAUGUAUGCAGUAUCCAAGACUUUGGCAGAGGAAGCAGCUCUGCGAUACGGAACGGAGGAAGGGAUUGAAGUUGUAACAGUGUUGGUAGGAAUGGUGGGAGGUCCUUCUCUAACCUCCACAAUUCCCCAUAGCAUUCCAGUUAUGUUAGCACCACUCACAGGAUCGCUGCCAUUAGUCCACGUGGAAGAUGUAUGCAGUGCCCAUAUGUUUUUGAUGGAGCACCCAUCUGCAGCAGGUCGAUAUGUGUGUUGUUCCGAUCCCAUAACCGUUACUGACAUGCUCAGCUUCUUUCGCAAACGCUAUCCAGAAAUUCCCUUGGCUUUUGGGAACGAAGAGGAGGAAGAUAAGUGGAAGAAGGUAGCUGUACGAAUUUCUUCCAAGAAACUGAGUGAUCUUGUCUCGUACAAGUAUGAUAUGGAGGAAAUAAUCAGUGACAGCAUCGAAUGUGCAAAACAAAUGAAAGUCUUGUGA